Molecule: messenger RNA, 15719 nt
Organism: Sinocyclocheilus grahami
Lineage: Eukaryota; Metazoa; Chordata; Actinopteri; Cypriniformes; Cyprinidae
Product: histone-lysine N-methyltransferase 2C-like
Exons: 53
Coding region: 1-15144 (5047 amino acids)
Biological process (GO): positive regulation of transcription by RNA polymerase II
Cellular component (GO): nucleus; MLL3/4 complex
Molecular function (GO): protein binding; histone H3K4 methyltransferase activity; transcription coactivator activity
Source: RefSeq, a predicted model, not a curated record
AUGAAGAAUCUCAGACAGCAGAGUUUCAGGAGGCGCUCUGUCCUGUGCACAGAGCACAUUGAGCUGGCCAUCAGCAAAUAUGAAGAAGAGGCGAACUGUAUAUUGUGCGACAGCCCCGGGGAUCUCCUGGACCAGCUUUUUUGCACCAGCUGUGGGCUACGCUAUCACGGCAUGUGUCUGGACAUCAGCGUCACUCCUCUGAAGAGGGCAGGCUGGCAGUGCCCCGAGUGCAAAGUCUGUCAGACAUGCAAGGAGCCUGGAGAAGAUACUAAAAUGCUAGUGUGCGAUAUGUGCGACAAAGGCUAUCACACGUUCUGCUUGCAGCCGGCUAUGGACUCUAUCCCCAUCAACGGCUGGAGGUGUAAGAACUGCCGGAUGUGUUUUCAGUGUGGCACCCGGAGAAGUGAACAAUGGCACCACAACAGCCUUUUGUGCCAAAACUGUGGCGAUCAACAGGACACCAGUGUCCCCUGCUUAUGUCCCAGCGACAUAGAUCCCGACGUCCACAAAGAUCUGCUUUCUUGCCAUCAAUGCAAAAGGUGGUUCCACCCAGAGUGUGAACAGCCAGGUGAAGGUCACGCACAUCCACAGUCCAAAGAUGAUCACAUAUGUUCCAUCUGUAGAAACGCCGGCUCUGAAUCAGAUCCUGUGCACACGGAUGCAGAAGGAAUGCAGGCGGAGAUUCAAUCACAUGUGGAUGCUGAAGAAAACGCACAGCCAGUUCCAACAAACAACGAUUCUGAGCCUGCCAAAGUUCAAGACGCAGAACCUCAUCAGCCUGUCAGCGAGAGGCAGAGUGAAGAGCAGCAAACAGAUGAAAAACAAGUGACGGGAAAAAAAUGGGAGCCUGGAGAAGAUACUAAAAUGCUAGUGUGCGAUAUGUGCGACAAAGGCUAUCACACGUUCUGCUUGCAGCCGGCUAUGGACUCUAUCCCCAUCAACGGCUGGAGGUGUAAGUUCAGUAGCAGUUACAUCCAGUCCAAAAAGUCUGUCUGGAACCUAAUUUUGGAUGCAGUGAAAGGAAACGCCGGCUCUGAAUCAGAUCCUGUGCACACGGAUGCAGAAGGAAUGCAGGCGGAGAUUCAAUCACAUGUGGAUGCUGAAGAAAACGCACAGCCAGUUCCAACAAACAACGAUUCUGAGCCUGCCAAAGUUCAAGACGCAGAACCUCAUCAGCCUGUCAGCGAGAGGCAGAGUGAAGAGCAGCAAACAGAUGAAAAACAAGUGACGGAAAUUGUGGCAGACGCUAGAGGUGAUUUAGCCAAGCCAGAGUGCAGCGAGACCUCAGACCACAGCGAGGAAACUGAGCAGACUUCAGUUACAUCUCCUCAGGAGACAAAAGGUCCUGAAGAUUCAGAGCCGCAUGAGCAGAAGCUGGUUUCAGCUCCAGAGACAUCCACAGUACAGCAGCUUGUGUCAUUCUUUGAAACAGAGGAGCCUCCAGAGACGUCAUCUACACUCACGGAAAACAUCUCCCAAAAUGAGGAUGACAGCAAGCCCUGCCUGGAGGAGCAGAAAACAGACCUAUCACCCACCAAAGAGCCAACUCCAGCCUGUACCUCCCAUGAGGAAGAACCCAUGGAGGUUUCCUUUACGGAGGAACCUUCCACAAUGGCUCAUGGAGUUACUGUAGAGCCUGAGGUUAGUACUGCUAAGACUACGCCAGGAGUUCAGAGCCAGGAGGAAAUGGAUGUUAUGGUGCAGCAGUGCAGCAUUAUUCCAGAGAGCCGCAUGCAGGAAAUGGACAUCACUAUGGAUGGUGAUGAGCGAUUUUUGGCCAAGCUGAGUUCACUGGUGGAGGAGAGGACGUCAUUACAGCAGCCUCCAUGCAGGCAGCCUGAGGGUUUGCCCUCACAUGGGCUUGGGGCAUCCCAGCUCCAGCUCCAGCUCCAGGCAGUCUCAGGACAAGCCAUCAGCAAUGUGCCUUCAUCCACCUUCAUACCAUUCACCCCAAAAAUCGGCAUGGGAAAGCCGGCUAUCUCUAAGAGGAAAUUUUCACCUGGAAGACCCAGAGUCAAGCAGAUCACUAAGGUGGUGCUGAGUAAAGGCUGGCGGUGUUUGGAGUGUACCGUGUGUGAGGCGUGCGGUCAGGCCAGCGAUCCCGGACGUCUGCUGCUCUGUGACAAUUGUGACAUCAGCUACCACACCUACUGCUUAGACCCGCCCCUGCAGAACGUGCCCAAUGGGAGCUGGAAAUGCAAAUGGUGUGUGUCCUGUAUGCAGUGCGGAGCCACGUCUGCGGGUCUGAGGUGUGAGUGGCAGAAUAAUUACACUCAGUGUGCCCCUUGCGCCAGCCUGGCAUCAUGCCCACUGUGCCAGCAGGACUACAACGAGGAGGAGAUCAUCCUGCAGUGCCAGCUGACGAGGACGUACACCCAGGACGGUGUUUGUCUCACAGAGUCUGGUCUGUCCCAGCUCCAGAGUCUCGCCAAUGCAGCCUCGCGGCGGAGACGCUCCAAACCCAAACUCAAGCUGAAGAUCAUAAACCAGAACAGUGUGGCCGUGCUGCAGACGCCUCCAGACCCACCGACUGAACUCUCCAGAGACGGAAACCUGGACAACACCAAAAAAGGGGAGAUUGUGGACGGUGAGGGAAAGUCAGACUCCAGUCCGGAGAGAGAGGCCGCAGCAGAAGAUGACUCUAAAGACACAGAUCCAUGCAAGAAGAGGAAGAGGAAGCCCUACCGCCCUGGUAUUGGAGGAUUCAUGGUCAGACAGAGGAACCGGACAGGUCUGGGCAGAACCAAACAGGCCUUGUUCAGGAAGGACUCCACUGGCUCUGAGACCCUACAAGGCAAAGAUGAGAGCUGGGGUGACCAAGCGCCUGACACUCCAAUCGAUGAAAAACCUCCUUUGUCUGAUUUUCCCGACAACCCUGAGGUUAAAAUACGGAAACGCUACAGGAAAAAGAAGACCAAACUGGAGGAGGCUUUCCCUGCUUACCUACAGGAGGCCUUUUUUGGGAAAGACCUGCUGCAUAAGAGCAAACACAGCAGACAGGAAACCACACGGCUACUAGAGGAUGAGCGAGACAGGAAACAGCUCUCGGCCAAUCAGAUGAAGCCACUGUCGAACGCAUCACUCAGUGCAUCAGCGGCACUGCUGCCCAGUAAAUCAGUAGCAGCACAGAACUCUGUGGAGCCUCUAGUGGACCUGUCCGAAGAGCUGAAAUCAGACACAGAGCUGCUGGGAAUGUUUUCAGAUAACAAGCAAACAGAGGAGUCCGGUCUUGAUUUUUGCCCUUUCCAAGUUGAGUACUCUCCUUCACUAUUUGGUAAGAGCUCAUGGUCAUAUUUUAAGUUAUUUACUUUUACUUCUAUUCUCUUGCACCCCUUUGCUUGGAGACAGGCAUUUCAGAAAAACAAAGCCAAUGAUGAAUGGCCUUCCUCCUGUGAGCGGCAGUCAGGGCCUCUGCCUGAAUGGAUGAGAAUGUCUUCACGAAUGCCAAUGAUGAACGGUUUGAUGGAACCCAAACAGCAGUUUUCACAGUCCCAAAUUGGUCCUGGAGCAGAGCCUGAUAUGGCUCGAAAUAUCCCAUCAAUGCAGCGCAUGCCUUUCUCAGACAAUCUUAGGGACAGGAAGUUCAAUCUGAUAGUGCAGGAGACUGCUGGUCCGUGGUCCGCUACAGGGUCAGCUUCUGCCUCUGCUCCAGCCGCUGCCUCUGAGGUGGAGGGAGACUCCAUGUCCACUGCACAGAAAAGCACUCUGAAGUGGGAGAAAGAAGAAACGUUUGGAGAACUUGCCACGGUUGCACCGGUCCUGUACACUAAUGUCAACUUCCCAAACAUCAAGGGGGAAUAUCCAGACUGGUCAACACGAGUGAAACAAAUUGCAAAAUUGUGGAGAAAAGCAAGUUCACAGGACCGGGCACCAUAUGUGCAAAAGGCCAGAGAUAACAGGGCAGCCCUGCGCAUUAACAAAGUUCAAAUGUCCAACGAGACCAUUAAGAGGCAGCCGCCUCAGCCACAGCAGCCUUUAGAAGUGUUUGAUCCUGCUAUUCCACCACUGGACCCAGAAUUACUGUUCAAAGAUCCACUGAAGGACAAGGAAUCAGAGCAUGAACAAGAAUGGAAGUAUAGACAGCAAAUGAGACAGAAAAGUAAGCAGCAAGCUAGGAUUGAAGCUACACAGAAACUUGAGCAGGUGAAGAAUGAACAACUUCAACAGCAGCAGCAGCAACCGCUCCCGUCAAUCAGCCAAUCUGAGGAUGACUCUUCCAAUAACCUGAAGAGUCCAGUGUCUGUGCAUUCCAACAAUGGGAACAUGUCUCCCAAGCAGCCCAGUUCAAAAAAUGAGGUUUCAAAGUCACAGCUGCCCGGCACGCCCACAUCGUGUUCCCCAGAUGACGUCUUUUUGCGCCCUCAUCCACCACCCCCAUCUUCAGGAUCUCAGCCACAGAGCCCUCAGAUGUUCUCCCCUAGCUCCUCUGGCUCUAGACCAUCCUCACCCUGGGAUCCCUACACCAAAAUGGUAGGCACACCCAGACCACCAACUACUGGGCAGGGAAAUCCACGCCAUAACUCAGAAUCAGGGAAAUCUCCCAGAGGUCUUUCAGAGCCAAUUGAUUCUCCAACAGCCAUAUGUAAUGACCCCUAUGCCAAGCCCCCAGACACCCCAAGGCCAGCAGGAGCUCCAGACCCUUUUCUCAAACCUAUGUGCCCUCCCAGAGCUAGUCAGACUUUGGAAGGGAGGCAUCUUAUUGGCUCCCCAGGCCAUGAUCCAUUCUCUAGGGUGUCUGUGAGAAAGGAAGCCUACCAGAGGAUGCCUCAGGGCAGGAUGAUACUCUCAGACCCAUAUGCUCGUCCUUUACUCACACCUAUCCCAGGCAGCAAUGAAUCAGGGUCCGUCCAGGUCUUUAAAACCCCUAUGCCACCCCCUCAGACUCAGGAACAAUAUGCAGGCAUGCUUGCCCGGAGAGCAAGUGGGGAUCCCUUCGAAAGACCAAUGAUGCCUCCUCGUUCCUCUGAGGGAUUCUCCCAGAAUCAACAGAAUGAUCCAUAUGCGCAGCCUCCGCUCACUCCUCGUCCUGUAGUUAGUGAUGGCUAUGCAAAUCAAAGGGUUCCACGACAGCCCCAAACUCUCCCUUUUUCUCAGCCUGGGCCAAUGGCACGUCAGCCUUCCUGUAAUCCAUAUGCUCGAGCCCCCUCCACCCCUCGGCCAGACUAUUCCCAGUGCGAUCCCUAUGGACAACAACCUGCUACACCAAGACCUUCAAGUGACCCUUUGACCCAGUCUCCAUUUUCUAACCCAUACGCUAGGAUGCCAGGCACACCUAGACCACAUGACCCUGAACCCUACUCUCAGCAGCCUGUAUCUCGCCAUCCAGUCAUGAUGAAUCAGCCCUCUCAACAGUCUCAGCAGCAGACUCAAAACCGCAUAAUGUCCCCUAUAUCAAUGGACCCUUACGCACAACCCCCUGGUACCCCACGCUCAGGAAUGGCAGACCGGUUCCCCAAGUCUCCAAGUCACCAAAGGACUCCAGAUCCUUUUAUUCAACCUCCCGGACUGCCACGCACUGUUGGGCCCGAUCCUCAUGCACAGUCGGUGGGAAGGUCCCAGUCAUUACCUAAUGAUUCAUGUGCACAUCCCUUACGAACACCUCAUCCUGGAGGCGUCGGACAGGGCUUGGGACCUGGGCCCAUGUCUAAUCAAGAUCCAUUCUCUCCUCCUCAAGUCUUGAUGCAAGGCACAUUUGCCAGUCCAACAAAACAUGGACCUCAGCCCCUCAAACAUCUGGGCAUGACAGACGAAACCGGAUCUCAGCUGCUGUCCAGUCAACCCAAUCAAACUCCCAUCCAUGACCCUUUUGAGCAGGCCCCCAUGCUUCCACAUCCUCAGUGUGGAGAAAACAAAGAGCAACAAGGUUUGGUACAGAGUAUCAGUUCCCACACCAUGGGCCAGCCCAGCUCUGAAGCUCAAAUGGUACCUCUUGCAGAAGCUGAGGAAAGACUCAGACAGCGUCAGCGUAUUCGAGAGUUGAUCCUCAAACAGCAACAGCAGAAAAGUGCCAUACGUCAAGAUAAGGGUGUACAGGAUCAUCCUCUGGCCAUGCCUCCAGGAACCCCUCAGCGCUGGAGUCAGGAGUCUACAGGCCAACCGAGUGAAAUGUUUAAUCGCCCGCCACCACCAUAUCCUGGUUCCGGAGCUGUAAGAGCCCCUCAGAGAUUCCAUGGGCCAUUCCCAGGAGAUCAGCAGGGGCAUUUCCCUGAAGGCCAGUUUCCUAGACCACAGUUUCCUGGGGAUGCUGACUCAAAUAUAAGGCAGCUUGGGCCAAGGAUGCCCAUCACUCCUAAUGUCCAAGGUCCUCUGGGAGCUCCAAGGCCUCAUCAGAUGCAGGACCCAAUAAUUGAAACUCAUCCACAGAUGAGAAGAUCCAUAUCUAUGGAUUUGGGAAAAUCAGUAGGAGGCAACCCUUUAGUAACCUUACAUUUGCCUCCUAGUGGCAUGCACGUGCAACAGCACAACAUCAUGGGGCAGCCCUUCAUAGAACUGAGACACAGAGUGCCAGAUAACAGACUGCGGCUUCCCUUUGGAACUCCUACUAUGCAGGGAAAUGGAAUGGAAUCGCCCUUACAGCAACGACCCCCAGGUUUCAUGGGUGGCCAAGAAAUGGGAUUCCCCUUCAAUCAGAUUCCAAAACCAAUGGACACAACAAUUAAUCAAUCUCAGGUAGCUAAUACGCAGAUGCAGGCAUCUCUCAGCUUGGGGAAUUUACAGCAGGCCAAUAUUCUGUUGAGAACUGGACAUCCACAUAUCCCCCUGACAAGGUCUAUAAGCCAACCUGCUUCCAACGAGACUCUCAGUGCUCCCUUACUCACAAGUAUUGCUGCUACAUCUGCUGUACAAAACAGUGAGGUCCCUUUAUCCACAAAUGAAGUACCGGAGGAGAAAAUCGAUACUGAUGAAUCUGCUGUGAAGGACCUUGAAGAUGUUGAGGUGAAGGACCUUGUCGAUGCCGAUUUAGAAAACCUAAAUCUCGAUCCAGAUGAUGGAAAGGACUUGGAUCUUGAAACAAAUGACCUGCAUCUAGAUGACUUCUUAACGUCUGGGAAAUUUGAUAUAAUUGCUUAUGCUGAUGCUGAUUUAGAUCUUAGCGAGGACCUGGAUCUCAGUGAUCCAAUAGAAGACCACACUGAGACGUCUGAUUUCCAAAAGACAAAAGCAGAGAAAAAGACUGAUAGUUUUGAUGGCUCAUCAUCAUCAUGCUCUACAUCGACAGCGAAGGAAAUGGUCAAUACUGCUCAAUCUCAAGGUCACAUCAGUCAAGACGUUCCCCAGGAUCAGGUGCUGGUUUCCUUGAAAACAGAAGAGGAUAGCAAAAAUGGAAUUAAAGAUUGCUUGUCCCAAGACACCUCUUGUGAGAAUCAGGUAAAUGAUAGUGCUGCCAUUAAUCAAACUGGCUUUGAAAAUGAUAUUGAUGCCAGUUUACAGGUUCCAAAGUCUGGAAUUCACCCCGAUGCUUCUCCAGUGUUUUCAAGCAUGCUGGUCAAUGUACCACUAGAAGGUGAAUCACAGAAGCAGGAACACUGUGGACAGUCAGCGGCACAAAGCAACCCUCCAAAUCAUGAAGCUACCAUGUCACUCAGUAGCACUAUGCUGGGGCAAGGAAACUUCUCAGUGCAGGGGAUGGAUACUGGCCUCAGUAUUGACCAGUCUUUGGUGUUUUCUCAUGGUGAAAGUGCAUUAGCAGUCCCAGGCUCCAUUCAGGAACAGCAACAAAGCCAUAUUUUUGGUAUUGAUCAAAAGGAUGCUGUACUCUCAGGGGAACAACACCGUAUUCUUAUUCAACAGGCGAUGCUGUCACAGGAAGGCCAUCAGAACAGACCACUGCUUCUGGAAGAGCAGCCACUUCUUCUCCAAGACCUCCUGGAUCAGGAGAGACAGGAGCAGCAGCAGCAGCAGCAAAUGCAAGCUAUGAUAAGACAGCGUUCCAGCGAGUCAUUCUUCCCUAACAUAGAUUUUGAUGCUAUCACAGACCCCAUAAUGAAGGCAAAGAUGGUUGCAUUGAAAGGAAUCAAUAAGAUGAUGGUCCAGAACAACAUGGGAAUGUCUCCUAUGGUGAUGAACAAUGUCCAGACAGAGCAGGCGGUAUCAGACCCUGAUGGAGGUAUAACUCCAAUACAGUUGGCUGGACAGGAUGGCAAACUUAGUCCUCACAUGGCACGACCCAAUCCCCCAAAUUUUGGGACAGGAUUUGCCCGUGACGCACAGAAGGUUCAGUAUGAGGACUGGCUCAGGGAAACCCAGCAGCUGCUUCAGAUGCAGCAGAAGUAUUUGGAGGAGCAGAUAGGGGCCCACAGAAAGUCAAAAAAGGCCCUGUCAGCCAAGCAGAGAACUGCCAAGAAAGCAGGACGAGAGUUUCCUGAUGAGGAUGCGGAGCAGCUGAAACAUGUGACAGAACAGCAGGGUGUGGUGCAGAAACAGCUGGAACAGAUUCGCAAACAGCAGAAGGAGCAUGCAGAGCUGAUAGAGGAGUACAGGGUUAAACAGCAGCAACAAGGUGGCAUGCAGCCCGCAAUGAUGCAUGGAAUGCCACCAAUGCAGCCUCAUGCUGGUAUGAUGCCAGUUGGGCCCCCAGUGAACCAACCUAUGAUGGGUCCCAUGAUGCCCAUUCGUCUCCACCCUAGCCAACCAGAUGCAGCUAAUGUGAGUAACACAGCAGGUUGGCACCCUGGUGCACCUGUUCCCAGUGGAGGACUUCAGAUGCCAGGAGUAAUGCCCGCUCAAGUAGUGCAGGCACAGCCUCCGCAGCCGGCAAUGGUCAUGCCCAGUCAGGAGCAGGCGGGGGGCAUGAAUUUCGACGAUACCAACCCAUUUAGCGAAGGCUUCCAGGAACGUGAGCGUAAGGAGCGACUACGCGAGCAGCAGGAGAGGCAAAGGGUGCAGCUCAUGAAGGAGGUGGAAAGGCAGCGGGUGAAACACUGCAUGGAGCAACAGCAAGUCCCUAACUGCCAAGAUGGCACCAUGAGGGCCUUGUCCCAAAUGCCUUUUUAUAACCAGGAGCUACCGCAGGACUUCAUACAGUCACCCAGAAUGCAGCAGCAGAUGCAAGGUCCACCAUUUCCACAGCAGCAAGGCAUGCAACCAGGGUUCGUUGGAGGACCAUCCAGACCAAUGAUGGGUAACGGUCCAUUCCCUCAGGAAAUGGGACCGGGGUUUGUUUCUGAGAACCUAGCACCCCAUGGGCUUAACUUUGUCCAAGCACAAGCUAGACCUCAGAGAUAUCCUGGGCCAAACAUGAUGCCUCAGAAUCCAACUCAAGCGCAUCAGUUUCCAAUGGAGGGUCCCACGCCCUUGCCUCCAAACUUUCCAGGUCCCGGUCCGUCACUUAUCCAGCUGUACUCCAACAUCAUUCCAGAGGAGAAGGGCAAGAAGAAAAGGAACCGCAAGAAGAAGAAAGAUGAUGAUUGUGAGUCCCUGAGAGCUCCUUCCACACCUCACUCGGACCUGACAGCCCCGUUAACACCCUGCGUGUCAGAUACAUCAUCCACACCGACAAGGAACCCAAUGGUCUUUGGCGACCAUGAGUUCUGCGAGACGUCCCAGCCUGGAUCGUCUACACCAGGCUCCAUGAGCAGCCAGCUCCACUCUGAGCUGGAGCGCCAGCUCUCUGAAGGCAGCUGUGGUGGAGGGCCAGAGAUGGCCAUGACCCAACAGGAGAUGCAUGACAGGAUCCUGUCCAACAUCAAAUUGGAGAAGGUGGAGGCGAGUGACUGCCACGGGCAUAAGGGAAUGGAGAUGGAAAUGGGACUAGGCAUGGUCAAGGUAGAGGGAGAGAGGGAGGGAAUGUUGCUUCAUCCUGCGAGCCAAAGUCCAGCCAACAGCUCGAAAGGAGAAGCUGGGAAUGAACUCCUCAAACACCUCCUGAAGAAUAAGAGGACUCCACCUUCUGCACUGCCUCACCAGAGGUCUGGAGACAGUUUGAGGUCAGAGGAAGAGGGAUCCAUGGACUUCAAAGCUUUUCUGCGACAGAGCUCCAUGGAUAGCACUGGGACGUUCUCGGAUUCAAACCACCUUGAUUUCCCCGGACCAUUUCUUCCAGAGGACAAGAAGAAACAGAGGAACAAGAGGGCACCCAAGAGCGGAGACAGACCCGCUCCCCGCUGUAAAAAGAGGAAGAAAGAGGAGGACGAGGAUCAAGCAGUGUAUUCCUCUGAGCCAGUAAUGACCCAGUUAAAACAGAUUCGCAAACAGCAGAAGGAGCAUGCAGAGCUGAUAGAGGAGUACAGGGUUAAACAGCAGCAACAAGGUGGCAUGCAGCCCGCAAUGAUGCAUGGAAUGCCACCAAUGCAGCCUCAUGCUGGUAUGAUGCCAAUUGGGCCCCCAGUGAACCAACCUAUGAUGGGUCCCAUGAUGCCCAUUCGUCUCCACCCUAGCCAACCAGAUGCAGCUAAUGUGAGCAACACAGCAGGUUGGCACCCUGGUGCACCUGUUCCCAGUGGAGGACCUCAGAUGCCAGGAGUAAUGCCCGCUCAAGUAGUGCAGGCACAGCCUCCGCAGCCGGCAAUGGUCAGGCCCGGUCAGGAGCAGGCGGGGGGCAUGAAUUUCGACGAUACCAACCCAUUUAGCGAAGGCUUCCAGGAACGUGAGCGUAAGGAGCGACUACGCGAGCAGCAGGAGAGACAAAGGGUGCAGCUCAUGAAGGAGGUGGAAAGGCAGCGGGUGAAACACUGCAUGGAGCAACAGCAAGUCCCUAACUGCCAAGAUGGCACCAUGAGGGCCUUGUCCCAAAUGCCUUUUUAUAACCAGGAGCUACCGCAGGACUUCAUACAGUCACCCAGAAUGCAGCAGCAGAUGCAAGGUCCACCAUUUCCACAGCAGCAAGGCAUGCAACCAGGGUUCGUUGGAGGACCAUCCAGACCAAUGAUGGGUAACGGUCCAUUCCCUCAGGAAAUGGGACCGGGGUUUGUUUCUGAGAACCUAGCACCCCAUGGGCUUAACUUUGUCCAAGCACAAGCUAGACCUCAGAGAUAUCCUGGGCCAAACAUGAUGCCUCAGAAUCCAACUCAAGCGCAUCAGUUUCCAAUGGAGGGUCCCACGCCCUUGCCUCCAAACUUUCCAGGUCCCGGUCCGUCACUUAUCCAGCUGUACUCCAACAUCAUUCCAGAGGAGAAGGGCAAGAAGAAAAGGAACCGCAAGAAGAAGAAAGAUGAUGAUUGUGAGUCCCUGAGAGCUCCUUCCACACCUCACUCGGACCUGACAGCCCCGUUAACACCCUGCGUGUCAGAUACAUCAUCCACACCGACAAGGAACCCAAUGGUCUUUGGCGACCAUGAGUUCUGCGAGACGUCCCAGCCUGGAUCGUCUACACCAGGCUCCAUGAGCAGCCAGCUCCACUCUGAGCUGGAGCGCCAGCUCUCUGAAGGCAGCUGUGGUGGAGGGCCAGAGAUGGCCAUGACCCAACAGGAGAUGCAUGACAGGAUCCUGUCCAACAUCAAAUUGGAGAAGGUGGAGGCGAGUGACUGCCACGGGCAUAAGGGAAUGGAGAUGGAAAUGGGACUAGGCAUGGUCAAGGUAGAGGGAGAGAGGGAAGGAAUGCUGCCUCAUCCUGCGAGCCAAAGUCCAGCCAACAGCUUCAAAGGAGAUGCUGGGAAUGAACUCCUCAAACACCUCCUGAAGAAUAAGAGGACUCCACCUCCUGCACUGCCCCACCAGAGGUCUGAAGACCGUUUGAGGUCAGAGGAAGAGGGAUCCACAGACUACAAAGCAUUUCUGCGACAGAGCUCCAUGGACAGCACUGGGACAUUUUCAGAUUCAAAUCACCCUGAUUUCCCUGGACCGUUACUUCCAGAGGACAAGAAGAAACAGAGGAACAAGAGGGCACCCAAGAAUGGAGACAGACCCACUCCCCGCUGUAAAAAGCGGAAGAAAGAAGGGGACGAGAAUCAAGCAGUGUAUUCCUCUACUGAGCCAGUGAUGACCCAGUUAAAACAGCAGCUUUCUCUCUUGCCCCUAAUGGAGCCUCUGGUGGGGGUGAACUUUGCCCAUUUCGUGCCCUUUGGGGGCGGACAGCUGGACGGAGAGAGCCGUCUCUCGGGUACAUUUGGGAGCGCCUCAUUGGACGGUGUCUCUGACUAUUACUCCCAGCUGAUUUACAAGCAGAAUAAUUUGAGUAACCCUCCCACACCUCCUGCCUCCCUGCCCCCGACUCCUCCUCCAGUGGCGCGCCAGAAGUUGCUCAAUGGCUUUGCCACAACAGAGGAGCUUGCCAGCAAAGGUGGCGUCAUUGUUGGCCAUGAUGUCACCAAAGGGCUGCUUUCUCGACCGCUGCAGUUUAAGGCUGAGGAGGAGCUGCUGGCUCGAGCUCUGGCUCAGGGGCCCAAAACUGUGAAUGUGCCGGCCUCUCUUCCCACCCCACCUCAUAACAACCAGGAAGAACUCAGGGGACAGGAGCACUGUGAAGACAGAGACACCCCAGACAGCUUUGUCCCGUCGUCUUCCCCAGAGAGUGUCGUUGGCAUGGAGAUCAGCCGCUAUCCUGCUCUCUCAUUGGUCAAGGAGGAGCCUCCUUCUCCAGCCCUGUCUCCAGUAAUGCCAAUGUUUCCUGUCUUUAGGGGCAAAGGCUCAGAGUUCAGGUUACGAGAGGUCAAGAUGGAGCCUUCAUCAGUGUUCUUCGGCUCUCCAUUUGGAUCAGUGCAAAACGGCUCCAACACUGGACUGGUGUCCAUCGCCAUCACACUGAAGCCAGCAGCUGCCGAGAACAUCACUGAUGUUGUUGCAGCCAUUGCUGACCUGAUCCGUGUGAAGAUCCCCAGCAGCUAUGAGGUCAGCAGCGGCCCGGGGGGAACUAUGGGGGCCAUCAAGACCUCGGUGGAUCCACAGCGUCUGACCUCUGCACUUCACGAGCCGAAUGGACUGCGGGCCACACAGCAAGCACCUCAACACCUGCAGCUUCUGCACAACCAUAUCAAAAGUCUUGUUGGUGGUAGAGCGCAGAAUAAGAAGAUACAGCAAAACCCAGGACCGAAGCAACAAUGGUGUCAACACUGUAAAGUGGUUGUCUUGGGCAAUGGCGUGAGAAAAAUUACCAAAGAUGAGCAGGGCAAAGCACAGGAGUCUCCGUUAUGUUCGGAUGGUGGUUUGGUGUUCUGCAGUCAUAGCUGUCUCAUUCUGCACUCAUCAUCCUCUCAGUCCAAUGGGAACGCCGACACCAAGGCAUCUGCUGCUCUACUUCCUGAAAGUGCUUUGAAACAGAGUCCCUCUAAAGUCCAGCACCAGUACAGCAACAACAUGUCCUCACUGGAUGUCCACUGCCUGGCCCAACUCCAGCCCAAACCGUCCCCUUCCUCUCUGAAUCGUCACACGGGUUUCACCCCAGCUGAGGCGGCUCAAGCGAUCAAGAUAGAAUCCAAACCUGAAAGCAUAUCGGAGAGCCAUUUUAAAAUGAUGGUAAAGCUUAAACCACAUUCCCAGAGCCACAUGGAAGACAAACCAUGGCAUCACGGCAAAAGGUGGAAAGGCCUGUGCUGGCGAAAGUGGACGGUACACAUCACGAUGCCAAAAGUUGCCACCCAAACAUCGGAGUCAGAAGUUGAGGAGCUUUUGCAGCAGCUCAACUCAUCUCUGCGGCCGUGCUCAACCACCCUCGAUCGGCGCCGCUGCUGCUUCUGCCAACAGAUAGGCGAUGGGAUGACAGAUGGCCCAGCCAGGCUGCUCAACCUGGACUUGGACACCUGGGUGCACCUCAACUGCGCCCUCUGGUCCUCGGAGGUCUAUGAGACGCAAGCGGGGGCCCUGAUCAAUGUGGAAUUGGCUCGUCAACGAGGGCAAACGGUGGUUUGUGUGUUCUGUCAGCGCUUGGGUGCCACCAGUGGCUGCCAUCGGCUGCGCUGCCUCAACAUCUACCACUUCACCUGUGCCCUGCAGGCCGGCUGUACAUUUUUCAAGGAUAAGACGAUGCUGUGCCACCAGCACCGGCCGCGAGGAUCUGGCACCGCCACCGGGUUGCACUUAGAACAGCAGCUGCGCUGCUUCUCCGUGUUCCGCCGCGUGUUUGUGCAGCGCGAUGAGCUACGACAGUUAGCGGCGGCCGUACAGCAGCCUGAACGUGGCCAUACUUUCAGAGUGGGCAGUUUGCUUUUCCAUGCGAUGGGUCAGCUGCCACCUACCCUGCUGCCCACGUUUCAUUCGUCCAUAGCCAUCUUUCCACCUGGCUACGAGGCGAGCCGGCUCUACUGGAGCAUGCGGCACGGCCAGAAGCGCUGCCGGUACGUCUGCUCUGUGGAAGAGCAUGAGGGGCGUCCUGAAUUCAGCAUCCGUGUCAUUGAGCAGGGCUUCGAGGAUCUGGUGCUGACUGACACCACUGCUAAAGGAGUCUGGGACAAGGUUCUUGGGCCCGUGGCUGAGAGGAGGGCUGAGACGGGCAUGCUGAGACUCUUCCCCGUCUAUCUGAAGGGAGAGGACCUGUUUGGGCUCACCAUCUCAGCAGUUACCCGCAUUGUUGAAUCGCUGCCGGGUGUGGAGGCGUGCUCGAGGUAUCGAUUCCGUUAUGGGCGUAAUCCCAUGUUGGUGCUUCCACUGUCCAUCAAUCCAUCUGGUUGCGCUCGUUCUGAGUUGCAGACGUACCCCCAUCAUGAGAGGCUGAAGAUCCUCUCCGUGUGGUCCAGAGCAUCUCAUUGCAUCCAGAACUCAACGGUGGCAGAGAGAGGAUCUUCUCACAGCAAGCACUUUGUGCACUCGAAGUCAUCUCAGUACCGCCGACUGACCAGCGACUGGAAGACAAACGUGUAUCUGGCACACUCUCGCAUCCAGGGUCUUGGGCUGUUUGCAGCGCGUGACAUUGAGAAGCAGACCAUGGUGAUUGAAUACAUGGGGGAUAUUCUGCGCGCUGAGGUGGCCAUGGGGAAAGAGCUGCAGUACAAGGCUAAGAACCGCCCAGCAUACAUGUUCCGCAUCGACAGCGAGCGAGUUAUCGAUGCAACCCGGUCUGGAAGCCCUGCAAGGUACAUCAAUCAUUCAUGCUCGCCGAACUGUGUGGCUGAGGUUGUGACAUUCGAGCGGGGCCACAAGAUCAUCAUCAGUGCCGCCCGCAGGAUUGAUAGGGGAGAAGAGCUCUGCUACGAUUACAAGCUCACCCCAGUUGCAGAUCAGAGCAAGAUCCCAUGUCACUGUGGAGCUGCCAACUGCCGCAAGUGGAUAAACUAAACAGGAGUGACAACAACAACUCCAACAACUCUGAGGUGCCAAUUUACCAGAGGAGACGUGCAAAGACGAAACAGCCAAUCCUGGAGGUUGUUGAUCUUUUUAAUUUUUUUAUUUUUUAAAUGUGCAAGACUAAGAGGAAAACACAAUGUGAGAAUUCAGCAUUGUGUGAGCCAUUCGUAUCAUUUCUUGACUUGAAAGGAAAAUGUUCCGUUAUGUGCAUGUGCCAUGAGUCUGUCUGUGUGUGUGUGUGUGUGUGUGUGUGUGUGUGUGUGUGUCACACGGGGCAGAUUUCACCAGCGAAUGAGUACGGAGAAUGAGCGCGAGCACUGUGCCGGGUAUUGCCUUAUAGGUUGAUGGAGGGGCAGGCCCAUCUGUAUGACGAGAUCUGUAGAGACUGAACCGUAGAAAUCAAUGUAGAACAUCACUGAAUGGAGAAUGUACGGAAUUGACUUCCGCAAAGGGACAAACAUGUUGCACUAAAAAAACAAAAUAAAAUAAAAAAUAGGAAAACAAAAAAAGAAAAUUAACUCACAAAAAAACCCACUCAAAAUACUUGAUUCCAUGAGUCAGUUUUA